CGACAAAAAGCUUUCACCAUAUAGUUUUCUUCUUCCUUUGAAACAUUACAUUUUUGUUUUUGUUUCUUCAAGAUGAUUCUUCAUGACAACAAACCUGCGGUGGUAUACUCUCUUUUAGUAUUAUUACUCGCCGUUAGCUUCUUCGUUCCCAUCUCCAGCGACGGUGACGCCGAUGCUCUUCUGAAGUUCAAGUCAUCUCUCGUGAACGCCACCGUCCUCACCGGAUGGGGGGACUCCGGUGAUCCUCCAUGCACCGGGAAAAAAGGAAGCAACUCGAAAUGGAAAGGAGUCAUGUGUUCUGCCGGCGUUGUUUACGCUAUCCGUCUAGAGAACAUGAGCCUCGCGGGGACGCUUGACGUGCAAGCGCUAGGCUCCAUGCGCGGUCUCAAGAGCGUUAGCUUCAUGCGCAACGGUUUCGAAGGUCCAAUACCAAGUGGACUCAACGGGCUUGGAUCUCUUGUGCAUCUUUACUUGGCGCAUAACCGGUUUUCCGGCGAGAUUGACGGUGGUUUGUUUGAUGGAAUGAAGGAUUUGGUGAAGGUUCAUCUUGAAGGAAACAGAUUUUCCGGUGAGAUUCCCAAGUCGUUGGGGAAGUUACCGAAGCUGACUGAACUGAAUCUUGAGGAUAAUUUGUUCACCGGAAAGAUACCGCCGUUUAAUCAGGAGAAUCUCGUUACCGUUAACGUCGCUAAUAAUCGUUUAGAGGGUCGUAUUCCGUUAGCUCUCGGCCUCAUGAACAUCACCUUCUUCUUAGGUAACAAGGGACUGUGUGGACCGCCUUUGCUUCCCUGCAGACACCCUCGUCCACCGUUGGUUGCAGUGUUCCUACUUGCCCUCACCAUCCUCGCCGUCAUAGUCCUCAUUACCGUUUUCUGUUCCGUUUGCAUCCUCAGCCGUCGUCAACGCAAAGGUCCCGAACACGAUCACGGCCACAGCCCCAGCCUCGGCCUCGGCACAGUCUACGGACCAAGCGAUCAACAGCAACAAAACAGCGAGAAGAGCUCGCAGGACUCCAAGGUCUACAGGAAGCUAGCCAGCGAAGCUGUGCAGCGAGAGUCAACGGCAACAUCAUCAGCAUUAUCCCAGAGAGCUCUGCCUCGAGAGGAAGAUCAGCGGAAGCUGCAUUUCGUUCGGAAUGAUCAGGAGAAGUUCACGCUCCAGGAUAUGCUCCGUGCGUCCGCGGAGGUUCUCGGCAGCGGGGGGUUCGGAUCGUCGUACAAGGCGGCUCUGACGGGAAGCCGCGCGGUGGUUGUGAAACGGUUUAGGUUUAUGAAUAAUAUCAGGAGAGAGGAGUUUUACGAUCAUAUGAAGAAGAUCGGACGGUUAUCGCACCCUAAUCUACUUCCGUUGAUAGCAUUCUACUACAGAAAAGAUGAGAAGCUUCUCGUCACCAAUUACAUUCCCAAUGGCAGCCUCGCCAAUCUCCUCCAUGCAAACCGGACACCCGGUCAAGUGGUUUUGGAUUGGCCAAUCCGGUUAAAGAUUGCAAGAGGAGUCACAAGAGGCUUAGCUUAUCUCUACAGAACAUUCCCUGAUCUGAACCUCCCUCACGGCCAUCUCAAAUCAUCCAACGUGUUGCUCGACCACGACUUCGAGCCGCUACUAACAGACUACGCCCUCGUGCCAGUGGUCAACAAGGAUCAAUCUCACCAGUUCAUGGUGGCGUACAAGUCACCAGAGUUCACUCAGCAAGACCGAACAUCAAGAAAGUCUGACGUCUGGAGCUUAGGAAUCUUAAUCCUCGAGAUACUGACGGGGAAGUUUCCGGCGAACUAUCUCCGCCAAGGGAAGGGAGCUGAUGACGAGCUAGCUGCAUGGGUCGAGUCAGUAGCGAGAACUGAGUGGAAUGCUGACGUGUUUGACAAGGAGAUGAGAGCAGAGAAAGAACAAGAAGGGCAGAUGCUGAAGCUGCUCAAGAUUGGGUUGAGGUGUUGUGACUGGGACGUGGAGAGGAGAAUGGAGCUUCACGAGGCUGUUGAUCGGAUAGAAGAAGUUGAUCACAGAGAGGCAGGUGGAAGUCAAGAGAGUUUUCGAUCUUCGUACGUGACGGCUAGUGAUGGUGAAAAUCGUUUUUCAAGAGCCAUGACUGGAGAGUUCUCCCUCGUGUAAUAGCUUCCCUGUCUCAUUGAUGUUUGUUGUGUUUAUGUUUGUAGGUAAAAGACUGAUCACAUUUUAAUUUGCAUUCUAUUAUUUUCUUAUUAGUUAUGGUUGAUGAGUAAGCUUUUGUUUCUUUUUGUGAAUACGCGUGCCCCUUUGUUUGGUAUCAUCUAGACGCAAAAAAAAAAGAAUUUGUCUUUUUAUGAUUUCUUCUUCAACUUGUAUACUGUUGAGAUAAGCAAGAAUAUUAAUUUAUGGUUUCAUUCACAAGCUUUGUUGCUUUAGCUACUCUGGGUAACGUUCCAGCUGGUAGUAUAUUCUUUGAGGAUAUUUUGAUUUUACUUUUACAAGUUUGUUUGAUAGAGACCUUAAUAAAAUUUAUAUCUUUUUAUAUAUAUUUCUUGUCCCCAUGUGACUUUCCUUUAUCCCUUUUUCUUGGAAUUUACAAGCUCUGAGCAACAAGAAUUAAACAUCUGGUGAAAUCUUGUUAAAAUCUACUCUCUACUGAAUUUUGUUUCUGUAUAUCUUCCUCGUACCAAAGGUUAUAUCACUCUAUCUCUCUCUGGUUCAGGUAUGUUGAGUUUUUGCUUGCUACUUUUUCUCUGAACAGGUCUUCUGAUACAGUUCAUCGUCUUUAUAACCUGUUAUAGAUGGUCUGUGUUACAGUUUUUUUUUUCAGUUGUAUAUCCUUGAAGUUCUAUUUUGGGUUUCUGAUGUUUUGAAACUUUUCUUGAUAUUUUUGUAUGUUUGAUCAUCUAAGAUGGAACUUUGGGGGUUUUAAUCACCUGAAACAAAUACUUAGUCUAAUUCUAGACUCAGUCUUCAUGUGUCUCUCAGUCACAAAGCAUGUGAUCUUUGCUUUAGAACCCUUUGGGUUGGAAAAGAAAUAAUAUAGCAUACUCAUACCAUAAGACUAAGGCAGAAGCAUGUCUAUUCUCAUAUUGGUUUAGGUUUCUCUUUCUGAAUAGAAGAAGCA
Messenger RNA from Brassica napus (rape), 3073 nucleotides. Its product is annotated as probable LRR receptor-like serine/threonine-protein kinase At4g31250. Gene Ontology annotation, molecular function: ATP binding; protein kinase activity; protein binding. NCBI's taxonomy places the organism in Eukaryota, Viridiplantae, Streptophyta, Magnoliopsida, Brassicales, Brassicaceae. The transcript is spliced from 4 exons. The coding region runs from base 73 to 2109 and encodes 678 amino acids. Gene Ontology annotation, biological process: protein phosphorylation. The record is from RefSeq and is a predicted model, not a curated record.